AGACUCAAGCUGAGAAUGCUUUGUUACCAAUCCUCAUGGACCUUCCGUAUAGAGAUCGGCUUUUAUCCAAGUUACUCUCAUGCUUAACUACCAUCAUUCUUCUGUUUGGGAGUGUCCUAGCUUUAGCAGAAACUGGCGGGGACGAGACCGAUCAGCUUGCUUUGCUAGAAUUCAAGGCUCGAGUGGCUGAUCCUAGUGGGGUUUUGAGCUCAUGGAAUGAUACUGUCCACUUUUGCGAGUGGUAUGGUGUCACAUGCAGUCGUAGACACCGACGAGUCACCGUAUUAGACCUCCACUCCAAAAACCUAUCUGGGGCAAUGCCACCACAUAUUGGUAACUUGAGCUUUUUGAGGGAAGUCCAUAUGCAAAACAACAGUUUUAGCUCUGAAAUUUCCAUGCAAUUCGGACGCUUGUUUCGGUUGCAGAAAUUGUUCCUGAAUAACAACUCGUUCAGUGGACAAAUCCCUUCGAAUCUCUCCCAUUGCUUUGAUUUGCUUGUUCUUAACUUAGGCUACAAUGCACUUGAAGGAAAUUUGCCUACAGAACUCAGCUCCUUGUCCAAGCUCCAAGAACUUAUUCUUCAAGCCAACCACUUGACGGGAAACAUUCCGCCAUCGUUUGGAAACUUAACCUCUCUUCAAGUCUUCGCAACAUCUUCAAAUAACCUUGGUGGUACGAUCCCGGAGACUCUCAGUUGGCUGAGAAAUCUAAAUAUCCUCUUUCUCAGUGAGAAUAAAUUUGUCGGUACGAUUCCUAUCUCAAUCUUCAAUAUAUCCACUAUGACAAUGCUUGCAGCAGCCGAAAACCAAUUAGAAGGGGGCUUACCCAGUGACUUAGGCUUCACUCUUCUGAAUCUUGAGAUAAUCAGUUUUCGUGACAACCACCUCACCGGACCCAUUCCUAAGUCAAUAUCUAAUGUCUCUAAUCUUAGUCGAUUCCAAAUUGGGUUGAACAACUUUACCGGGAAAGUUCCUUCUUUCUCACAGAUGAGAGGACUCUAUUGGAUGGCUAUUAAUGCAAAUAACUUAGGAAGUAGGCAAUCUGCUGAUCUGGACUUCCUCUGCUCUUUAACCAAUUCCACAAACUUGGAAGUAUUGGGUAUGGAGAGCAAUGAAUUUGGAGGACCAAUCCCCGACUGUAUCGGUAACCUUUCUAUCACCCUUUAUAUAUUUGUGUUAGGUCGCAAUCAAAUUUCUGGAACCUUACCUUCUGGAAUCGGAAAUCUCAUCAAUUUGGAGAUCCUAGGAAUGGAGGGCAACAAUAUCUCGGGAAACAUUCCUUCUGAGGUAGGAAAUCUGAACAAAAUGAGGAUUAUGUCUCUCGAACAAAAUAAAUUCUCAGGGCAGAUAGCAGAAUCUAUUGGGAAUUUAAGAAUGUUAACCAAAUUGGACUUAGAUGGCAAUAAUCUUCGAGGCUCGAUACCAUUGUCCCUAGGAAACUGCCUGAAUCUACUUCAAUUGAACCUUUCGGCCAACAACCUCAGCGGUCACAUACCCCCAGAAAUUGUGGGCCUCUCAUCUUUGUCGAUUUAUCUCGACUUGUCUCAAAAUAAUCUUACUGGCCCCCUUCCAGGAGAAGUUGGAAAAUUGCAAAAUCUCGGUGAAUUACGUCUUAACGGGAACAGAUUAUCUCAACAUAUCCCUAGAAGUAUUGGUAGUUGUACAUCCAUGGAACGCCUGUAUCUCCAGGAUAACUUUUUUGAAGGGCCCCUACCAUCGACUAUGAGUUCCAUGAGAGGCCUUCAAGUUUUGAAUGUUUCCAACAACCAAUUGUCAGGCGAAAUACCGAAAUAUCUAGAGUCACUAAAUCUGACGAAUUUGAGCCUAUCUUACAACGAUUUUGAGGGUGCGUUGCCUACAGGAGGAGUUUUUGGAAGUCCCAUUUCAACAUCAGUUGUUGGAAACAGGAAGCUUUGCGGGGGUAUGCCAUAUUUUCAACUACCAAAAUGCGACUAUGAAGAGUCAAAACGGAGAAGAAUAAGCAGAACUACAAAAGUUCUCAUAUACAUAGUCUCUGCUCUUGUAGGAGUAGCCUGCAUAUUCUCUUUGUUAUACUUCUUCCGGUAUAAACACAAUAAGAAAGCAUCAGCUUCAAGCUCUUUUGAAGAAGGACUUUUGCAUGUUUCUUAUCAUAGUCUACUGAAAGCGACAUGUGAAUUCUCCUCCACCAAUUUGCUUGGUGUGGGCAAUUUUGGAUCUGUGUACAAAGGGUUUCUUGAUCAGACUCAGUCGAUCGUGGCCAUCAAGAUUCUCGACCUUACACGCCACGGAGCUUCCAAAAGCUUCAUGGCCGAGUGUGGGGUCUUGAGAAGAAUCCGACACCGUAAUCUCGUGAAGGUACUCACGGCUUGUUCUGGUUUUGAUUUUAAUGGAAAUGAUUUCAAGGCAUUGAUCUAUGAAUACAUGUCAAACGGGAGCUUGGAUGAAUGGUUGCACCCAACUGCAUCACAAUAUACAACAAGAAGCAAGUUCAAUCUACUUGAGAGAGUGAAUAUUGCAAUUGAUGUUGCUUGUGCUCUAGAUUACCUCCAUCAUCACUGUGAAACGCCGAUAGUUCAUUGUGAUCUAAAGCCCAGCAAUGUACUUCUUGAUGAUGAUAUGACUGGACAUGUAAGCGAUUUCGGGCUUGCCAGGUUCCUCCCAGAAGCAAUGCAUAAGUUAAUGGCCAAUCAAUCAAGCUCUGUCGGGGUAAAAGGAUCUUUUGGCUACAUACCUCUAGAGUAUGGCUUGGGAAGUGCGGUAUCCACACAAGGAGAUGUGUAUAGCUUCGGAGUCCUCGUUUUGGAGAUAUUCACAGGCAAGAGGCCGACCGAUGACAUGUUUGCAAAUGGACUGGACCUUCAUCGCUUCGCAAAGGCAGCUCUAGUAGACGGAGUGGAAAAGGUAAUCAAUCCCGUUCUGUUUCAGGAAAUCAAGGAGUUGGAGAAGAGACAAACAGUUGCUCCGAAGUGGAAGAACAAAAGUUGUUGCAGUAUUCAGGAAUGUUUGGUUUCGAUCAUCGAAAUUGGAGUCGCUUGCUCUUUUGAGUUUCCCAAGGAACGAAUGGACAUUGGCGAUGCAUUGACUAAACUCCAAAUAAUCAGGAUGAAACUUCUUGAGUUCAUUGUCAUUGCCUAGUUUAUGUAAAAUCCGAACUUCGUAUGGAGUCUUGUCGUCUUCAUGAUCAUUGCUUUGUUUGGAAGUGGAUAUGGAAUUUUGCCAUUCAAAGACAAUUUGAAUCUGGCAAUAGCAAAACCACAAGUAAUGGAGACUAGUGAGUGAGCAAUCCAAGGAAGAUCUAUGAAAAAUAAAUGUGCUGUGUUUU
Syzygium oleosum is the source of this 3303-nucleotide messenger RNA. Its product is annotated as probable LRR receptor-like serine/threonine-protein kinase At3g47570. Gene Ontology annotation, biological process: protein phosphorylation. Lineage: Eukaryota; Viridiplantae; Streptophyta; Magnoliopsida; Myrtales; Myrtaceae. The transcript is spliced from 2 exons. Gene Ontology annotation, molecular function: protein kinase activity; protein binding; ATP binding. Bases 36 to 3116 code for a protein of 1026 amino acids. The record is from RefSeq and is a predicted model, not a curated record.